AUGUCUCUCCCACGCCGUCUUCUCAACCCUUCCAGCAGGCCGCGUAUAAGACCCUAUUAUAUCUCCUUAUCUUCGCGCCGCCUCUUCAACGCGGAAGCCGUCUCACACCCUGCCAAUCGAGUCCAAGUAUACAUAUCGCGGGCGACAGAUCCCUAUCUCAACCUCUCUAUCGAGCACUUCUUACUGCAGAAGUCACCUCCGGAGUCCGUCGUCUUAUUCCUAUACGCAAACCGUCCCUGUAUCGUCGUCGGCCGCAACCAGAACCCGUGGGUCGAGGUUAACUUGGGACUUCUCGGUCCGGGGAGAAGCAAUGUCGUUGACGAGAACGGCAAUAAUGAAGGUUCGGUGCUCCUCGUGCGCCGGCGCUCCGGCGGCGGCACCGUCUUUCACGACUCGGGCAACGUGAACUACAGCGUGAUCUGCCCGCCCGCCUCCUUCGAUCGGAACAAGCAUGCCGACAUGGUUGUGCAAGCGCUGCGCUCUCUCGGCGUGUCCGGAUCUCGCGUCAACGAGCGGCAUGAUAUAGUGCUAGACAUCCCCGGACCGAAACAGACGCAAACGUUCAAGAUCUCGGGCUCGGCUUACAAGCUGACGCGCCUGCGCUCUCUUCACCACGGCACGUGCCUCCUACAGUCGCCAAAUCUACCGCUCGUAGGGCCGCUCCUACGUUCCCCUGCGGCCCCCUUAAUUAAAGCACGAGGCGUUGAAAGUGUACGCAGCCCAAUCCGCAACGUAGGGAUACAAGAUACGGCCGCGUUUGAGGAGGCCGUUGUCGCUGAGUUCGGCGCUAUGUACGGGGAUGUUGACCCCGAGAUGAUUUCGGUAUCAGACGCCGAGGAGGCUUUGGAUAACGUUCCGGCUAUCGCAAAAGGAUACGCUGAGCUUAAGUCUCUAGAUUGGAUAUACGCGCAAACACCACAAUUCACCUUCUCCACACACCCGACCGACGAUGACCCUCGUCCCAGGCCGCCGUUACCAGACGACCUGCCCCCAGAUUUCCGCGCAGCCAUGACAGUACGCCACGGACAGAUCAUCGAGGUCUCCGGACAAGACCUACCAGCGUCCCUAGAAUCCGCGUACCUCCACCGAAUCACCGAUUGGCGGUCUAAAGUCGACAGCGAGCCGGUUGGAAGAUGGCUUAAUAACUUAUUCGGGAUUAUAGACAAAAGCUGA
Molecule: messenger RNA, 1173 nt
Organism: Daldinia vernicosa
Lineage: Eukaryota; Fungi; Ascomycota; Sordariomycetes; Xylariales; Hypoxylaceae
Exons: 2
Coding region: 1-1173 (390 amino acids)
Biological process (GO): protein lipoylation
Cellular component (GO): mitochondrion; cytoplasm
Molecular function (GO): lipoyltransferase activity
Source: RefSeq, a predicted model, not a curated record